Cucumis melo (muskmelon) is the source of this 2873-nucleotide messenger RNA. RefSeq lists its product as uncharacterized. Gene Ontology annotation, molecular function: protein binding; calcium ion binding. Gene Ontology annotation, cellular component: plasma membrane. The record is from RefSeq and is a predicted model, not a curated record. Lineage: Eukaryota; Viridiplantae; Streptophyta; Magnoliopsida; Cucurbitales; Cucurbitaceae. The transcript has a single exon. Bases 302 to 2698 code for a protein of 798 amino acids.
AUUCUCAUAAUUAAAUAUAAAGAAAUAUGACGAGGAGACGAGGAAAACAUAUAGAUAAAGGAGAGGGAAGAAGGAGAUAGCCGGAAGUUGCUUCCUUUCUCUUGGUUUUUUUCUUUUCCAGAUCCAAUGAAACCAAGAAAAAAGAGAUUUCAUCGUUUCAUCUCAUCCUCUUAUCUAAAUUUAAAACCCUAAUGGAUCCAUUGCCUUAUCUCUCUUCCUAAUUCCCUCCCCUCGAUUUUCAUUUUCAUUUUCAUUUUCAUUUUCUCUUCAUCUGCUUCCCCCCCUUUUUUCCCCCUUAACAAUGUCGACCAGAGGGAGCAGAUCGGAGAAGGUCAAAAGAAUCUUUCAUAAAUUUGACUCUAACCAUGAUGGGGGUCUUAAUAGGGAUGAAAUGGCUGCCCUUGUUGUUGCUGUUAACCCUAGGGUCAAGUUCAGCGAUGAACAGAUCAAUGCUAUUCUCGAUGAGGUUUUUAGGACGUAUGGGGAUUUUAUUCAAGCUGACAAGGGUUUAACUUUUGAGGGGUUGUUGAGGACUUAUGAUGAUGGCGCUGGAGAUGUGGAUCGUGACUUCGACGCUCUUCAAUUGGAACUCAAUCAGGAUGAUAAUAAAGCUAUUUUGGUCACUUCAGAAGCUUCGUCUUCUUCAAUUACCGAUGAGCGUGCUUUGGAGUCGCAGAAGAAGCAGAGAACUGCUGCAUGGGCGUUGUCGCCUAAUCACGGCAUUGUGUUUGAUGAUACUUGGAAGAUUGUCGAUGAUUUGGAGAUUCUUAUUAAGAGGUUGAAGGCUAAGCAAGCUAAGGAUGGGAAAUUGAAGGGGGAUAAUUUCGAUGCCUACUCUGAUGCAGGUUGGUCCAGAGAAUUAGGGCCCUCUUCCGAGCUUUCUGAGAAGAGGGUUUUCUGGGAAGAGUCUGGCCAUGAUUAUGCUUCGUUUUUGAAGGAAUUAGGGGUGUUGAGAACCCGAGCAGAUCGAGCGCGAUCAAGAGAGGAGGCUUUUGAUGGCCAUAUGGCAAUUGGUAGGGUUUUGUAUGAGCACCAGCUCUUUAAGGAGGCUUUGGUAAGUUUCAAGAGGGCUUGUGAAUUGCAACCUACGGAUGUGAGGCCACAUUUUAGAGCUGGGAAUUGUUUGUAUGUACUUGGAAAGUAUAAGGAGGCUAAGGAAGAAUUUCUGUUGGCACUGGAAGCGGCGGAGGCUGGUGGGAAUCAGUGGGGAUAUUUGCUUCCACAAAUUUAUGUCAAUCUUGGUAUUGCACUUGAAGGAGAAGGUAUGGUUUUAAGUGCCUGUGAAUACUAUAGAGAAGCUGCAAUUCUUUGUCCUACACAUUUUAGAGCCUUGAAACUUUUGGGGAGUGCUUUAUUUGGGGUAGGAGAAUAUAGGGCUGCCGUAAAGGCAUUGGAAGAAGCCAUAUUCAUGAAACCGGAUUAUGCUGAUGCUCACUGUGAUUUGGCAUCGGCUUUGCAUGCAAUGGGGGAAGAUGAGAGAGCAAUUGAGGUGUUUCAGAAGGCAAUUGACUUGAAACCUGGUCAUGUAGAUGCUUUGUAUAAUUUGGGUCGACUUUACAUGGAUUUAGGUAGGUUCCAGAGAGCUUCAGAAAUGUAUACUAGGGUUUUAGCUGUGUGGCCUAACCAUUGGCGGGCGCAGCUCAACAAAGCUGUGUCCUUGUUGGGUGCUGGUGAAACUGAGGAUGCUAAGAAGGCCUUAAAGGAAGCCUUGAAAAUGACAAACAGGGUCGAAUUGCAUGAUGCAAUAUCGCAUUUGAAGCACCUGCAGAAAAAGAAGUUGAAAACCAACGGCAGUGCAAAUGGAGAAGGGUCUUUUAUAGUUGUGGAAGCCUCGAAGUUUAAGAGCAUUGGAGAGAGGACUGUUUUGAGACCGGAACUGUCAAAUGCUCUUGAAAUCAGGGCUUUUCAGAAGAUUACUAGAUUGAAUCGUUGUGACGUGGAACUUAUUAAGAAGGAAAUCAGUGAACAUGAUGUGCCAGUGUCUUAUUCAGGCAGCGGUGUGCCUGAGAAGUCCAUACGCAAGCCUAGCUUGGAAGAAAUUCUUCGUAGAUUAUUGAAUUUCUUGAAGCCAGAAACCUUCCAAGGAGCUGUCAAGGUUAUCAACGAGAGGAUACUUUCUGUCUUGGAUGAGUCAGGAUCAGGAAGGGUGGACUUAGGCCUGUUUUUCGCCGUUCUUGCUCCCAUUUGCACUGGCCCCCCUGAAAAAAGGAAGCGGGUGGCAUACGACGCCCUUGUAUGGCGACCCGUGAACGAUGGUGGUACACAAAUCAGAAAAUUUGAUGCAGUCAGGUAUAUAAAAUUGUUGAGGGCCAUAUAUGUUCCUACUCAAGGAUCCAGCGAAAUUCUGGAAGUCCAUGGCCAGACAGACAAUUCAAUUGUGUCUUUCACAGAGUUUCUUGUCAUGUUUAAUGACUCAGACUGGGGUUUUGGUAUCAUGUCCACCCUGUUGAAGCUAGAAACUGGGGAUAGAAACCGGCAUGGAAAUCACGUAUGCUCUGUUUGUCGUUAUCCUAUCACCGGUUCUCGAUUCAAGGAGAUCAAAUCACAUUUUAGCUUGUGCAAUCAAUGCUAUAGUGAGGGGAAGGUGCCUCCUUCAUGCAAGCAAGAAGAGUACAGAUUUAAAGAGUAUGGGAGUGAGGGUGAAGCAGUUAAAGACAAAUGCUUCUGUUUUUCAAUGCAGUCUCGUGAUGACUCUUAGUUUAGAUUACUCUCUUAAUCCUAUGUGUCAUGGUAUUAGGAAUUCAGUGUCAAUUAAUAUAGCCUCGAAUGUGUGCAGUGGGGCGUUUUGCCCUUUGUAUAAUAAUUCGGUUCUGUGAAGAAGCCUCUGGUAUAUUUGUUUGUUUAUUGCAGCAGUAGAAAUUUCAUCCUUCAAA